Ilex paraguariensis (yerba mate) is the source of this 439-nucleotide messenger RNA. The record is from the annotation of a GenBank genome assembly. Lineage: Eukaryota; Viridiplantae; Streptophyta; Magnoliopsida; Aquifoliales; Aquifoliaceae.
AUGAACCGCCGUGUCAGAAGGUCAUCAUCGAAGGCCAACUCAAGCUAUCUCCGGUACCUGAAACCAGGCGCUCUGGCUCAACUCCGAGACUCACGAAUCAGUGCUAGAACUCACCGAAUUGACCCAAAAGCUCAGAUUUUACUUUACCGUACGCCUUCACCUUUGCCCUCUCCUGUACGGUCCGCAAACUCUGUUCAAACACAGAUCGACGGCGUGCCUUGCUUUUCCGGGAGGGUCUAUGGCCUACGAUGCCCACAGAGGAAAAGGGUCGUGGCGGCCAAGGCUGUGUUCUUUCUGAGCUCUGCUCCUUCAAGUCCGGUCUCGGACUCGCCUGAUCCGAUUAUCGAUUUGUUCAGCACUGACAUUCUUGUGGCUCAUUGAAUGAACUGGUUCAACCCGUGAUAAGACUUUGUUUCUUACUCAUUUGUAGAUUAAUUUC